Molecule: messenger RNA, 3642 nt
Organism: Lampris incognitus (smalleye Pacific opah)
Lineage: Eukaryota; Metazoa; Chordata; Actinopteri; Lampriformes; Lampridae
Product: E3 ubiquitin-protein ligase MARCHF6-like
Exons: 25
Coding region: 461-3208 (915 amino acids)
Cellular component (GO): endoplasmic reticulum membrane
Molecular function (GO): zinc ion binding
Source: RefSeq, a predicted model, not a curated record
UUCCCCAUACAGACGCUCCCUUCACCACGUGACAAACCCGGAAGUGCCUCUGCCGUAAAACGUAGACGGCUGUCGCGGAGAUGCCUGUGUUGCGACAGGCUCUCUCGGCGACUCGGCCGCCUAGCAAGGUUAGCCGUGUUGUCUGCCCCGUCGCCUCCCAGCCAGGACGGGACGAGGAUGUAACGUCGUGUCGCCGCUUUGGCUGAAAUCCCACCGAAGCCGCCGCCCGCCGCCCUGCCCGCCGCCUCUGAACACAGCCGGGGCCCGGGCCGUCGAUCCGACGUGGCAAGCCGAGCUUUGCGGUGUUCCAGUCGGCGUCGGACACCAUUUUACGACUCGUCAAUGUGUCCGACCCCCGAGCGUAAUCGGAUCUCGCUGGUUAAACGUUGAUCUCCGCAACGCGGAUGGGUCGGCAGUAGGACGCGGCCCCUGGAAGAGAAGGUGCGCAUAUUUGAACAAAAUGGAUGCCGCCGAGGAAGCGGAUAUUUGCCGUGUGUGCCGCUCCGAGGGGACCCCGGACAAGCCCCUCUACCACCCCUGUGUCUGCACAGGCAGCAUUAAAUUCAUCCACCAGGAGUGCUUGGUCCAGUGGCUGAAGCACAGCAGGAAGGAGUAUUGUGAAUUAUGCAAGCACAGAUUUGCUUUCACACCAAUUUAUUCCCCAGACAUGCCCUCCCGUCUGCCCAUCCAGGACAUUUGUGCUGGUCUGCUGACCAGUGUGGGCACAGCCAUACGCUACUGGUUCCAUUAUACACUGGUGGCUUUUGCAUGGCUCGGUGUUGUUCCACUAACAGCAUGUCGCAUCUACAAGUGUCUCUUUACCGGCUCUGUGAGCUCGCUCUUGACACUGCCUCUGGACAUGCUCUCCACGGAGAACCUACUAGCAGACUGUCUGCAGGGCUGCUUUGUGGUCACCUGCACCCUGUGUGCGUUUAUUAGCCUAGUGUGGCUCAGAGAACAAAUUGUCCAUGGUGGCGCCCCCCAGUGGCUAGAGCAGCAUCAGCCAGCGCCGCCCAAUGCUGCCGGACAACCCAAUGAGGCACAAGGUGCAGGUCAGGGGGCAGCUGACGACGUGCCACAGCCAGCCCCUGCAGAUCCACCAGCCCAGAACGAGGCAGAACCUGAGCCUCCCGAUGUCCCGCCGGACCAGGGUGACGACCCCGAGCUGGAGGAGGAGGAGGGUGCAGCUGCCGAUGACGCAGAGGCCAACAAUGGAGCACAAGAUGACAUGAACUGGAAUGCUUUGGAGUGGGACAGGGCAGCCGAGGAGCUCACCUGGGAGAGGAUGCUCGGCCUGGAUGGCUCGCUGGUGUUCUUGGAGCAUGUGUUUUGGGUGGUGUCUCUCAACACGCUCUUCAUCCUGGUCUUUGCCUUCUGUCCCUACCAUCUUGGGCACUUUUCUGUUGUGGGCCUUGGCUUUGAGGAAUAUGUUCAGGCCUCCCACUUUGAGGGCCUAAUCACAACCAUCGUAGGCUACAUCCUUCUGGCCAUGACUCUCAUCCUUUGUCACGGACUGGCUGCUCUGGUCAGGUUCCAACGCUCGCGGCGUCUCCUGGGAGUUUGCUACAUCGUUGUCAAGGUCUCUCUGCUGGUUGUAGUGGAGAUUGGAGUCUUUCCACUCAUCUGUGGCUGGUGGCUUGACAUCUGCUCUUUAGAGAUGUUUGAUGCCUCGCUGAAGGACAGGGAGCUAAGUUUUAAAUCGGCGCCAGGCACCACCAUGUUCCUGCAUUGGCUUGUGGGAAUGGUCUACGUCUUCUACUUUGCUUCCUUCAUCCUCCUACUGAGAGAGGUACUGAGGCCUGGAGUGUUGUGGUUUCUACGAAACCUUAACGACCCCGAUUUCAACCCGGUGCAGGAGAUGAUCCACCUGCCCAUCUACAGACACAUGCGGCGGUUCAUCCUCUCUGUGGUGGUGUUCGGCUCAAUCGUGCUGCUCAUGCUGUGGCUGCCCAUCAGACUGAUUAAACUGCUGCUGCCCGCCUUCCUCCCAUACAACGUCAUGCUCUACAGUGACGCCCCGGUCAGUGAGCUGUCUCUGGAGCUGUUGUUACUGCAGGUGGUGUUGCCGGCUCUGUUGGAGCAGGGUCACACCCGCCAGUGGCUCAAAGGCCUGGUCCGAGCCUGGACUGUCAGCGCUGGAUAUCUGCUAGACCUCCACUCUUACCUUCUGGGGGAGCAGGAGGACAAUGAUACCAACCAGCCGGUAAACAACAACAACAACAACAACCCUCCUGCUGGUCACCAUAACAACAACAACAACAACCCUGCCCCGGCUGUAGGGGAGGGGCUGCACGCAGCACAUCAGGCCAUCCUUCAGCAGGGGGGGCCAGUAGGCUUUCAACCCUACCACCGGCCCCUCCGCUUCCCAGUCAGGAUUGUGCUGCUUAUUGCAUUCAUGUGCAUCACUCUGCUGUUGGCCAGUCUGGUGUGCUUGACUCUACCAGUGUUCACCGGGCGCUGGCUGAUGUCCUUCUGGACAGGGAACUCCAAGAUCCACGAGCUGUACACUGCAGCGUGUGGCCUGUACGUCUGCUGGCUGUCCAUCCGUGGGGUCACCGUGUUGCUGGCCUGGAUGCCGCAGGGCCGCACUGUGAUCAUGCUCAAAGUCCAAGAGUGGACACUCAUGAUUCUGAAGACCGUGGUAGUAGCUCUGCUAGUAGCGGGAGUCAUCCCACUGCUGCUGGGCCUGCUGUUCGAACUGGUAAUUGUGGCUCCACUCAGGGUACCUCUGGAUCAGACACCCCUUUUCUAUCCCUGGCAGGACUGGGCCCUCGGAGUGCUUCAUGCCAAAAUCAUUGCUGCUAUUACCCUCAUGGGCCCUCAGUGGUGGCUGAAGACUGUCAUUGAGCAGGUCUAUGCAAACGGCAUCCGCAACAUUGAUCUCCAGUUCAUCAUCCGUAAACUGGCAGCUCCAGUCAUCUCUGUCCUGCUGCUGUCACUGUGUGUGCCCUACGUCAUCGCUGCAGGGGUUGUACCUGCCGUAGGGGUGACUCCUGAGAUGGAGAUUCUAAUGCAGAGGAGAAUCUACCCAUUCCUCUUGAUGGUGGUCUCUCUCAUUGGCAUCCUGUCCUUCCAGAUCCGACAGUUUAAACGCCUUUACGAACACAUAAAAAAUGACAAGUACCUGGUUGGUCAGAGGCUUGUCAACUACGAACGCAAAACUGGGAGAGCGAGCUCUGUUCCGCCUUCCAACCCUGUCGCAGAAUAGUCGUUUGUGAGAAGUAAACACAUUUUGCACCUGUUACCCCAUGCCUACAACCAACAUCCACCCAGCCCUUUCCCUCUCUGAACUUCAAAUCAGCUCUUGGACCAUAUCCUCUUGAAUGACCAGUGGAUCUUUGUAGAUUUAACAAAAACGCCCGAUUGCUGGCUGGAGGGGAAAUUGCGUUAGACACUUGAGGAAUCCCCUCACCGGAGUGGGCAGGAGGGUGUAGGGUUAGAGGUUUGAUUUGAAACUCAGUAUCUGUAUUGUUGUUCAUGCCUUGCUUUGUAAAGUGCUGCCUGACAAUUGUAUAUGUGUAAAUACUUUGAACGCAGACUUAGUCGUCUUGGGGGGAAAAAAAGACAUGAAUUAAUGCAAUGACCAUUGUACAUCUUAAAAGUGUAUGUAUAUUAAUUUAUUAAAUUAAAGUGACAAUUUUU